Messenger RNA from Ziziphus jujuba (common jujube), 2346 nucleotides. Its product is annotated as patellin-3. Lineage: Eukaryota; Viridiplantae; Streptophyta; Magnoliopsida; Rosales; Rhamnaceae. The transcript has 4 exons. The record is from RefSeq and is a predicted model, not a curated record. Bases 98 to 2005 code for a protein of 635 amino acids. Gene Ontology annotation, molecular function: lipid binding.
CCUCUCUCUCUCUCUCUCUCUCUCUCUCUCUCUCUGUUCUCGCUGUUUGUUUUUGUGGGUUUUUUGUCCCAGUCCAAAACACAAAACCGUCGUCGAUAUGGCCGAAGAUCCCCAUAAGCCUGCUGCAGCAGAGGCUACGCCGUCCGGCGAAGUUGGCGUCGUCGCGGACGUACCUCCGGCGGAGAAAGCCGUUUCCGUGAACGACCCACCAGCACCAGUUCCAGAGCCAGAGCCCGAAGCAGCCGAGAAAUCCGAAGAAAAGCCCCAAGCCGUCGUCGCAGCAGCCUCAGAGGAGGUCGUCGUAGUAGAGGAAGAGAAACCCAAAGCCGUAGAGGAACAGAAAACGAUAACCCAGUCGGUUUCUUUCAAAGAAGAAAGCUACGUAGUCACUGAACUUCCCGAUCCUCAGAAAAAAGCUCUCGACGAGCUCAAGCAGCUCAUCCAGCAAGCUCUCAACAAACACGAGUUCACCACUCCACCCCCUCCACCGCCGGCACCGAAGGAGGAUAUCAAGUCGGAAGAGACUCCGGCAGAGGAGAAGAAGAAAGACGAAGAAGAAAAGACCGAGAAGGUCGAAGAAGCUCCCAAAGCCGAAUCCCCGGCUACUGAAACAGAGCCUCCUAAGACCGAAACAGAGCCUGUGAAAGAACCAGCGCCGGAACCAAAGGAAGAGAAGGCUCCUGCUCCUGCUCCGGCUCCGGCACCGUCACCGGCGCCAGAGUCCUCUUCGACGGAGACGGUGGUGGUUGCUGAAGUGGUGGAGAAAAUCACGGCCACCGAUGAAGACGGUGCUAAAACCGUAGAAGCCAUCAAAGAGAGCAUUGUCGAGGUCUCUGCUUCUGCGGUUUCAGAGGAACCAGCCCCAAAGGAAACCGAGAAAGCUCCGGCGACAGAGGAAGCUGCUUCCACCGCCGCCGCCGCCGAUGCUCCGGCAGAGACUAAAGAGGAAGUCCCGGCGCCUCCGCCACCACCGCCGGAAGAAGUAUUUAUAUGGGGAAUUCCUCUUCUGGCAGACGAAAGGAGCGAUGUGAUCCUCUUGAAGUUCUUAAGAGCCAGAGAUUUCAAGGUCAAGGACGCUUUCGCCAUGAUCAAGAACACGGUCCGUUGGAGGAAGGAGUUCGGGAUCGAUGCUCUUCUGGAUGAAGAUCUCGGGAGCGAUUGGGACAAGGUGGUAUUCACUCAUGGUGUCGAUAAGAAAGGCCACCCAGUCUGCUACAACGUGUUUGGCGAGUUCUCGAACAAGGAGCUGUACCAGAACACCUUCGGUGAUGAAGAGAAGCGAUCCAAGUUCAUCAAGUGGAGGAUUCAGUUCUUGGAGAAAAGUAUCAGGAAGUUCAAUUUCGACCCAACUGGAAUCUCCACCAUUGUUCAGGUCAACGAUCUCAGAAACUCUCCUGGACUUUUCAAGAGGGAGCAUCAUCAUGUCACCAACCAAGCUCUUCAACUUCUUCAGGAUAACUAUCCAGAGUUUGUAGCCAGACAGGUGUUUGUCAAUGUUCCAUGGUGGUACUUGGCCUUCAACAGGUUUAUCAGCCCCUUCCUCACUCAGAGGACCAAGAGCAAGUUUGUUUUUGCUGGUCCAUCCAAGUCCGCUGAAACGCUGUUCAAAUAUAUUGCUCCUGAGCAAGUCCCAGUUCAGUAUGGUGGACUUAGCAGAGAAGGUGAACAGGAAUUUACAACUUCUGACCCUGUCACAGAAUUUACAGUAAAACCAGCAUCCAAGCACAUAAUUGAAAUCCCUGUUUCUGAGAGUGGUGUUUUGGUUUGGGAAAUCAGAGUGGUGGGUUGGGAUGUGAGCUAUGGGGCUGAAUUUGUACCAAGUGCUGAGGAUCAAUAUACCAUUAUUAUUCAAAAGACGAGGAAGAUUACUCCUGCUGAUGAGCCGGUGAUCACAAACAGCUACAAAAUUGGCGAUCCAGGAAAAGUUGUGCUCACCAUUGAUAACCAAAGCUCCAAGAAGAAGAAGAUCCUAUACAGGACCAAGACCAAAACGUCCUCUGAAUGAAAAAAAGGAAAUUGAACAAUGAAAACAAGAAAGCAGCUUUGAACAAAUUAUUGCCUCUGUUGGAUUUUCACAGUUUCAGUCUGAUACAAAGACAUUCAAUUGCAGAAUAAGAAGGGUUCUUUAUUGUUCUUAAGUACAGGGUUAAUUUUUUUGUUUCUUUCUUUUUUUCUUUUGGUUGAGAUUUAAUUUUAUUGUAAUUCAAAGAAGUCAGGUGGGUGGGCGGAUUUUAUUUAUAUUUAUUUUAAGUUUUAUAAUUAUGGGAAUUUUUGUUCUUGUCUUUGGAUUGCAAAUCAUUUAGUAAUGGAAGGAAAAAAAAAAGUCUGGGACUCUUGGAUGGAACA